CAGCAGUAUGUGUGCUGCUCGGAAUCGGCAGGUCGCCAUGCAGCAGUGUGAACCCCCGCAGCAGCAGAGGCAGCAGAGCGAGGAAAACCGGAAGUUGGAGGCGGAAACAGGGGACAGCGAGUCAAUCGAUGCAGAGUCUGAAUUUUCUGAAAGGUCCAUGUCUUCCUCACCCAUGGACUCGGAAGAGACCAGCAUAAGUACAUGCAACGCAGAGAACCAGGUACCAGCAGCGGAGCAAAAAGAGACUGUGAAAAACACACCUGCUGCCAAAGACAGCCAAAGCAUUUCUCCUGCCUCCAUUUUGUCUCAGAGGAAAGCCUCAUCCUUUUCGGAGCCUACAAAAGGAAGCCAAAGUGAGGACGCUGCCUCUUCAGGCACGUCCGGCCUCAACCAGACGCACUUUGUGUGUCUUCCUCUGGUGUCUGAGGGACUAAAGUUGGUGUGGGUGCGCUCUGAGCAGACUAAUGAGCUGGACGCUGUUUCUGAGCUGGUAGAAGCAUUUAAUUCUGUUCCCUUCCCCACAGAGCAGGAGGCCAGUGCUCUGGCACGCAGAUGCUCCCUGUCCCCCGAGCGCGUCAAAGUGUGGUUUAUGAUGCAAUGCGUCCGAUAUGGAAUCAGCUGGGCAGACGACGACAUCCAGCAAACACAGCUUAAGCUGCGGCGUCUGUUUGGAGAGAAGGGGGAGGAAGAAGAAUAGGAUUAUUUAGCACAUGAAGAAAGGACACCAGAGACCACGCAGCAGGGUGUUAAACAGGUGCCUGUAUUAGACGUCUAUACGGGUUAUGCACACUACACACCACAACCAGUUUUCUCCCAGGAUGAUACCAAAUACUACAACAGCAGGCAAAACAGACAGAGAUUGAUCUGGCACUGCAUUCUUUGUAUCUCUCAUUUAUGGUUAUUGUUUGUAAUGUUUCAUGUUAAGAUUGUGGUUCUUGUUUUCUCAUCUAGUCUUCAGUCUGCAUCAUAGUCAGUCUGUGUCAAGUCUUCAGUCUGUGUCCUUGUGUACAGUCCUUGUUAGUUUUGAGUAUUUCUGUGUUGCAUGUUAAUUUGUGGUGUUUGUUGUUAUGGUGUUUGAUGUAGCAACUUGGUCCUUGGAUGAAGGUUGUCUCGUUUCAUUUAGUCCUGUAUUGCAUAUGGUUGGAAUGAGAAUAAAAGCCUUCUUCUCUGGACUUGUU
Molecule: messenger RNA, 1178 nt
Organism: Silurus meridionalis
Lineage: Eukaryota; Metazoa; Chordata; Actinopteri; Siluriformes; Siluridae
Product: zinc fingers and homeoboxes protein 1-like
Exons: 3
Coding region: 8-697 (229 amino acids)
Biological process (GO): regulation of transcription by RNA polymerase II
Cellular component (GO): nucleus
Molecular function (GO): DNA-binding transcription factor activity, RNA polymerase II-specific; DNA binding
Source: RefSeq, a predicted model, not a curated record